This is a messenger RNA of Phyllostomus hastatus (greater spear-nosed bat), 2265 nucleotides long. RefSeq names its product DnaJ heat shock protein family (Hsp40) member B6 (gene DNAJB6). The record is from RefSeq and is a predicted model, not a curated record. NCBI's taxonomy places the organism in Eukaryota, Metazoa, Chordata, Mammalia, Chiroptera, Phyllostomidae. Gene Ontology annotation, molecular function: Hsp70 protein binding; protein folding chaperone; ATPase activator activity. Gene Ontology annotation, cellular component: endoplasmic reticulum membrane; cytosol; cytoplasm. Bases 269 to 1249 code for a protein of 326 amino acids. Gene Ontology annotation, biological process: positive regulation of proteasomal ubiquitin-dependent protein catabolic process; protein refolding. The transcript is spliced from 11 exons.
UUAGGCCGCGCGCAGCGCUCGGUGUCACGUGGGGGCUCGCAGCCGGGACGCGUCCCCUCUGCGCGCGGGACCACCGCGCUGACUUCCUGCGGCCUGGUGACGGCUUCCAGUCCGUCCCCACCACCCCAAGAAAGGAGAAAGGAAAGCGCGAGGAGCCGCUGUCGUCCUCAGCGCCGCCGCGCCAGAGAGGAGGAGACCGGCAGACGCCCGCCGCCCCUUCCCGCCGCCGGCUCCGCGUCUUGGGACACCCCUAGCAGCCUGUGGAGACAUGGUGGACUACUACGAAGUUCUGGGUGUGCAGAGACAUGCCUCGGCCGAGGACAUUAAAAAGGCGUACCGGAAGCUGGCGCUGAAGUGGCACCCGGACAAAAACCCCGACAACAAGGAGGAGGCGGAGCGGAAGUUCAAGCAGGUGGCCGAGGCCUACGAGGUGCUGUCCGACGCUAAGAAGCGGGACCUCUACGACAAGUACGGCAAAGAAGGACUGAAUGGAGGCGGAGGCGGGAGCCACUUCGACAGCCCGUUCAGCGAGUUCGGCUUCACGUUCCGGAACCCGGAGGACGUGUUCCGGGAUUUCUUCGGAGGAAGGGACCCGUUCUCGUUCGACUUCUUCGACCCCUUCAACGACGACUUCUUCGGGAACCGCCGGGGCUCCCGCGUGAGCAGGACCCGCGGCGCAGGCUCCUUCUUCUCCGCCUUCAGCGGGUUCCCGUCUUUCGGAGGAGGGUUUGCUGCUUUCGACACAGGGUUCGGGUCCUUGGGCCACGGGGGCCUCACCUCCUUCUCCUCCACGACGUUCGGUGGCGGGGGGAUGGGCAGCUUCAAGUCCGUGUCCACGUCCACCAAGAUGGUCAACGGCAGGAAGAUCACGACGAAGAGGAUCGUCGAGAACGGUGAAGAGAGAGUGGAGGUCGAGGAGGACGGCCAGCUCAAGUCCCUGACGAUAAAUGGUGUGGCCGACGAAGCAGCGUUCCUGGAGGCGUGCCGGCUCCGGGGCCAGCAGGCGCUGCCCGCACAGCCCGCCGGCACCAGCGCCCGCCUGCCGAGGCCCCCCCGGCCAGCCCCGCUGCCCAAGCACCCGUCCCCUCCCCGGGUCGGCCAGGAGGAGGACGACCCCGCCGGCCGGCACCGGGCCAGCAGCAACUGGGACCCCUCCGUGCUCACAGGACUCAAAGACGGCGGCAAGAGGAAGAAGCAGAAGCACAGGGAUGAGUCCAAGAAGAAGAAGUCGACCAAGGGCCACCACUGAGCGCGGGGCCGCGCCGCCGCGCCGGGCGGCGAGUGCGCACGCUAGGUAGGGCAGCGCCGCGCGGCCCCGGACACGCCCCCUCCCGGCACCCGGCGCCCAGGGGCGGUGGCGGCCUCGCUCCCCGGCACCGAGAUAGCGUCCCCCUCCCCCCUCCCCGGCGUGGCUGUGCCUCCCCCUGGUCCUCCCCCGGCGCCGCCCUGGCGCCACCCCCCGACGUAGCUGUAGCUUUAGCGGCGUGACGACGACCAGGCUCAGACAGGCUGCGGCGUCUGCCCGUCCGUUCCCGGCGGCGCUCCUGCCCCAUGGCACACGGUUCUGGGGACGGGAAGAUAGCGUGUGUAGGUGACUCACAGGCAACACACUUCGCAGCCGAGCCCGGACCGGCGGGCGCCUCUCGGGAGCCGGGGCUGCCAGCCCGGUCCUCCCGGCGCCGUCCCGGCCGACCCCAAUGUCCCCGGUUCCCACUCCUCCCGCCUCUCUGCCCCGGACCCGUGAGGGCUCUGUUCAGCGCGCGGCGGGGUUCCACGGGGCUGCGUUCGGAGAGGCCCCUCUGUCUGUGAGGUGGGGCAGGGGGCCGAGCUGUCAGCGCGCACACCCGCACGCACACGCGUGUGCCACCGGCUCCUGCUCUGGCGACACCGCGGCCUCUGGCGGCUGCUUUGCAUGAGCUGCUGCUUUGCCCUUCGCUGCCCCGGUGCAGCCCUAACCCUGCUGCUCCCGCGGGGCGUCCCUCCUGCCGACGCCCGAGCCCACCGCUCGCCCGCCUCUCCCUCUCCCUCGUGGAGGAGGGGGCGGCCGGACGUGUGGACGCGACGCGAACACGCCAGCGGCCGAGCCCACAGUGGUGUGGCCGGGAAGCUUCCGCGCGGCGCCCAGGCCGGCCGCCAGGGGCGCGUGACGUCUGGGCGGUGCGCCACGCUGGCGGCGCGGCCCCGGGGUCCGACGCUCGCUGCGGGGACAGGGGACAGCGGCCUGGCGCGCCGCCCGCGUGAAUAAAGUGUGAGUGUCUCCGCGCG